CAUGUGUGACUCUACUCGUAGCAGUAAUACUGAGUUGUGAUAUGGUAAUAAAUGAAAAAAUAUUUACUGAGCAUAAAAAUUUCUACGAAGUUGUUGAUUGUCAUGUUUUAGUUCCUAAAAUUAAACGUAGCCUCGAUGAUUGGAAAGAUAAAGAGAAAAGGUUUCACCAAAUUGCUGAUGCUGAAGUUCAAUUCGUAUCUUUUAACAAAAGCUUCCAUUUACUUCUUUAUGAAGAUCUUUUAUUCAGAAACUUGACUAUUAGUUUUUUCCUCUCAAAUAACUCGUCAGAAUCUGUAAGUGUUAAAUCCAGAUUUUAUGAAGGAAAAAUGAAAAGCGGUGAAUUGCCAUCGUAUGUUUCCGGAUUUUUACAUAAAGGUAUUUUCUCUGGAAUCGUCGGAGAGGGAAAUGUUGCGUAUUUUAUCGAGCCAGCUUAUCUCUUUUUUAAUGAUACCUAUUCUCGCCAAAUUGUUGUCUACAGAAAUGAGGAGGAUUUGCAAACUGAAACAAAGAAUAUCUGUUCUAUUAAGUUAGGUAAAAAAUUAUCUCGAAAUAAAUUUACUUCAUAUUUGCCCAAGGGAAUUAAUAAAACUGCAAAUCCAAAUGCUGAAUAUGCGUGCUCAGUUGAAAUGGUUGCUGACCAUACUUUAUAUAAAUACUAUAGCGAAGACAUAGAUUUUACUAGUGCAUUUCUUUACCUGCACGCAAAAUAUGCUGACUUCAUCUUCAGGAGAACAGAUUUUGACGACGAUGGAAAACCAGAUGGAAUAAGGAUAAUAGUCGAAAAUAUUUUUAUUUAUAAAACUGCCAAUGAUCCAAAUUAUCCAAUGGUGAACAGUCCAAACCUACUGUCAUUCUUGAAGUUGUUUUCGUAUAGGUAUCAAAACUAUUGCCUAUCUAUCUGUAUGUGCUAUCGAAGCUAUCCAUCUUCUGAUAUCGGUCAAGCUUUCAAAGCAAGUCAUGGACUAGGAACUGCUCCAGGUGGGAUUUGCCAGAAACCUCUUAAAGUUCAUUCUUUAACUGGAACUGUUAAUCAGGCAUUGAAUAUAGCUGUUGUAACGAUUCGAAACUCAAAUGGAGAUACGUUACCUAUGCAAAUUUCUUUAUUAGCUGUUGCUCAUGAAAUAGGGCAUGGUUUUGGCAGUGGUCAUGAUCCAGCGCAUAGUUUGGAAUGCUCUCCAGGGAGUGAAAAGGGAUUUUACUUAAUGCAUCCCAAAACUGUGGCCGGUAGGAAACCUCUAAGUCAAUACUUUUCACCGUGUAGUCGUAAAGAUAUAAAUAAGACUAUAUCGACACGUGGAGAAUGCUUGAAAGUACUCCCAUCAGUUUGUGGAAAUGCUGUUCGUGAGGGUGACGAAGAAUGUGACUGUGGCUGGGAAAAGUCUUGCGCGCUUAUUGAUCAUUGCUGCACACCUUCUGAUGCGAAACUUCCCGAGAAACCUUGCACGUUCCGUUCAAGUAAAGGUGCUUCUUGCAGUAAUAAAGAGAACAACUGUUGUACACGUGACUGUAAACCAAAUGAAGAUAGAAGUAUGAUUUGUUUUGAAAACGACAUUUCGUGUUUAAUAAGUCAUUGUGAAGGUAAUAGUGGUACUUGUCCACUGCCCAUGAAGGCACCAGAUAAAUACCCUUGCCAAGGAACUUCAAGGACAUGUAUGGGAGGAGUUUGUAACAGUACUGUUUGUUUAGAUAAUAAUCUUAUAGAUUGUUCCUGUACUAACACAAAAUUAUAUGAAUGCCAUAUAUGUUGCAUAAAGAACAACAGCUGUGUCCCAGCUUUUUUACUUGGAUUUAAAGCAGUUACUGGCAAGAUGUUUCUGGCAAAAGAGGGAACAUCAUGUAGAUUUGGUAAAUAUCAGUGCGAUGGAUCAGGAAAUUGCAUUGAUCCUAUAAAUCGGAAGUACGUCUAUGGAGAAAGCAGUGAUCAUACAUAUGUAUGGUUGAGUUUAGGUAUUCUAUUAGCUGUUCUUUCGAUGCUUCCUCUUAUUUUUUAUUAUUUUAUAAAGAAAAAUAAACCAGCGUAAA
Messenger RNA from Stegodyphus dumicola, 2022 nucleotides. RefSeq names its product disintegrin and metalloproteinase domain-containing protein 10 homolog. The record is from RefSeq and is a predicted model, not a curated record. Gene Ontology annotation, cellular component: plasma membrane. Gene Ontology annotation, biological process: membrane protein ectodomain proteolysis; Notch signaling pathway. NCBI's taxonomy places the organism in Eukaryota, Metazoa, Arthropoda, Arachnida, Araneae, Eresidae. Gene Ontology annotation, molecular function: metalloendopeptidase activity.